AUGUCACACUUCUUGUGCUUGACUCCACAGAUUCUUCUGCCCUUUAGCCCUCUUACUUCUCAAGAGUUUGAUCUGAUCCGACUGAAGGCUGGAGCAUCUUGGCAGAAUGCAACAAGGUGGUCAGAUUAGUCUGUAACAACGUACGCGGGCAGUUACCGGAAAAAGCAGCUGGAUGAUUCCACGUGCGGCGGACUUCAAGCAGACCAGCCCUGGCCUGCGUGUAACCAAUGUCAUUGCCAAACUGCUUUGCCCGCAGGGCUGGUCUCCAAGAGACCACAGAUGUUAAAGAACAUAGGCUUCAUGAGAGAAGGAACUUGUCUGUCUUCUUCGUCUCUGUAUCUCCAGCACCCAGGACAGGGCUCAGUACAAACCAGAUGUCCUUUAACUGUAUGUUGA
This is a messenger RNA of Physeter macrocephalus (sperm whale), 396 nucleotides long. RefSeq names its product chromosome 7 C4orf51 homolog (gene C7H4orf51). The record is from RefSeq and is a predicted model, not a curated record. The transcript is spliced from 3 exons. NCBI's taxonomy places the organism in Eukaryota, Metazoa, Chordata, Mammalia, Artiodactyla, Physeteridae.